AUGAAUUCUCUACCCGAAAUAUUAGAUCAAUUAACAAUAUUUUAUGUUAGAGAUAGAAUAAUACAUUUCAAAGAAAAUCAUGAUUUUUUAUUUAACAAUUAAAUAAGAGGUUUAAAAUAUGUUCAAGUUUAAGCAGCAAUUUAUUUAGCUGUUUUUAUUGAUUUAAAUGUUUUACAAGUUAAAAAUGAUACAAAAAAUUACUUAAAAAAUUUGAUAUAAUUUAACUUGGAAUAGCACUAAUUAGUAUUUAGGUCUUAGUAUGGUUACCUUAGUUACUAAAGAUGUUUAUAUUGA
Molecule: messenger RNA, 294 nt
Organism: Paramecium primaurelia
Lineage: Eukaryota; Ciliophora; Oligohymenophorea; Peniculida; Parameciidae
Source: the annotation of a GenBank genome assembly